CCUUGCAGGACGGAGCUCCGCGGCGCAGCGCAGCACAGGGGGGCGCGUCUCCCUUGCUGGCCUGGGCGAGGAGGAGGAGGAGAAAGGCAGAGCAGGAGGAGGCUGGCAGCCGGGAAAGGGGAAGCCGGAGCCCGCCGGUGUAGCUGCUACUGCUGAAGAUGUCCAACAGUGGGCCCAACCCAGAAGACAAGCCGCCAGCCCCUCCCAUGAGAAAUACGAGCACCAUGAUCUGCUCCAGCAGCAAAGAUAUAGGGACUCUCAACCAUGGCUCGAAACCCCUGCCUCCUAACCCCGAAGAAAAGAAAAGGAGAGACCGCUUCUAUCGCUCCAUCCUGCCAGGAGACAAAGCCAACAAGAAAAAGGAGAAAGAACGUCCGGAGAUCUCCCUCCCGUCAGAUUUUGAACACACGAUCCACGUUGGAUUUGACGCAGUGACAGGCGAAUUUACAGGCAUGCCAGAACAAUGGGCCCGCUUGCUCCAGACGUCCAACAUCACCAAACUGGAGCAAAAGAAGAAUCCUCAAGCCGUCCUAGACGUUCUCGAAUUCUACAACUCCAAAAAGACAUCAAACAGCCAGAAAUACAUGAGUUUCACAGAUAAAUCUGCAGAAGAUUAUAACUCCUCAAAUACUGUGAACGUGAAGGCCGUGUCGGAAACGCCAGCAGUGCCCUCUGUGUCGGAAGAUGAGGAUGAUGAUGAGGACGAAGUUCUCCCUCCACCGGUCAUCGCCCCUCGGCCCGAACACACCAAGUCGAUUUACACCCGCUCCGUGAUCGAACCUCUUCCGCCAGCCCCAACCAGGGAUGUUACCACCUCUCCCAUCAACUCCCCUUCCGAAAACAGCAUCACGCCCCCGGACACGCUGGCGAGGAACGCCGAGAAACAGAAGAAAAAACCCAAAAUGACCGAUGAAGAAAUCCUGGAAAAAUUAAGAGGUAUCGUAAGCAUUGGGGAUCCCAAGAAGAAAUAUACCAGUUUUGAGAAGAUUGGACAAGGGGCUUCGGGUACGGUAUACACCGCGAUGGACGUAGCAACGGCACAAGAGGUUGCCAUCAAACAGAUGAAUUUGCAACAACAGCCUAAGAAAGAGCUGAUUAUCAAUGAAAUUCUUGUCAUGAGGGAAAACAAGAACCCCAACAUUGUCAACUACCUGGACAGUUACCUGGUGGGAGAUGAGCUGUGGGUUGUCAUGGAGUAUUUGGCUGGCGGCUCGUUGACAGACGUGGUAACGGAGACCUGCAUGGAUGAAGGACAGAUAGCUGCGGUGUGCCGGGAGUGCCUUCAAGCGUUGGAGUUUCUUCACUGCAACCAGGUGAUUCAUCGGGACAUCAAAAGUGACAACAUCUUGCUUGGAAUGGACGGGUCCGUCAAGCUAACUGAUUUUGGCUUUUGCGCCCAAAUCACUCCUGAGCAGAGUAAGCGGAGCACCAUGGUGGGGACGCCAUAUUGGAUGGCUCCUGAGGUGGUCACAAGGAAAGCCUACGGCCCCAAGGUGGACAUUUGGUCUCUGGGCAUCAUGGCCAUUGAAAUGAUUGAGGGGGAACCCCCGUACCUCAACGAGAACCCCCUGAGGGCUUUGUAUCUCAUUGCUACCAAUGGGACCCCAGAGCUGCAAAAUCCAGAGAAGCUCUCACCCCUUUUUAGAGACUUCCUUAAUCGCUGCCUGGAAAUGGAUGUGGAGAAGAGAGGUUCCGCCAAAGAGCUUCUCCAGCACCAGUUCCUGAAAAUUGCCAAGCCCCUCUCCAGCCUCACUCCUCUGAUUGUUGCAGCGAAAGAGGCCACGAAGAACAACCACUGAGGGGAAG
Pseudonaja textilis is the source of this 1806-nucleotide messenger RNA. RefSeq names its product p21 (RAC1) activated kinase 1 (gene PAK1). The record is from RefSeq and is a predicted model, not a curated record. Gene Ontology annotation, molecular function: protein serine/threonine kinase activity; ATP binding. Gene Ontology annotation, biological process: protein phosphorylation. Lineage: Eukaryota; Metazoa; Chordata; Lepidosauria; Squamata; Elapidae.